This is a messenger RNA of Closterium sp. Yama58-4, 872 nucleotides long. Lineage: Eukaryota; Viridiplantae; Streptophyta; Zygnematophyceae; Desmidiales; Closteriaceae. The record is from the annotation of a GenBank genome assembly.
UGAACCUGGCAGUAGCCCUUUCACGUCACAUGCGCCUGCAGGUGGGGCUACUAGACGCGGACGUGUUCGGCCCCUCACUGCCCAAGCUCCUAGGCUUGGACACUGCCGGCCGCCCCCAGCUCGCAUCCCCCUCCCCCAACGCGCGCAUGCUGCCGCUGCAGGCGCACGGUGUGCUCUGCAUGUCCAUGGGCUUCCUCAUGCCUGCUGACGUGGCGGCCGUGUGGCGCGGGCCCAUGGUGAUGGCGGCGGUGGAGAAGCUUGUAAGGGGGACGGAGUGGGGGCGGCUGGACGUGCUCGUGGUGGACAUGCCGCCCGGCACGGGGGACGUGCAGCUCAGCAUGAGUCAGCGCGUCCGGCUCUCAGGAGCGGUGGUGGUGUCUACACCACAGGACCUCGCACUGAUGGAUGCGCGGCGGGGAGUGACCAUGUUCCGCCAGGUCAACGUGCCGGUGUUGGGAGUGGUGGAGAACAUGAGUUACUUCACCUGCCCGGCCUGCUCCCACCGCUCCACCAUCUUCGGCCAUGGAGGGGCCAGGCAGGCUGCUGCUGACUUGGGGAUCGAGUUCCUCGCAGAGGUGCCUCUCCUGCCGUCCAUCCGCAGUCGCUCAGACAGCGGCCUCCCCGUUGCUCUCGGCGCCUCUGCUGCUGCUUCAAGCGGGAGAGACGGUGGGGUGGCAGAAGGUGCGGCAGCUGUAGGCAGGGCAGCAGAAGGUGGGGGAGCAGCAGAAGGUGGGGCAGAUGCAGGGAGUGGUGGGGCAGAGGCGGCAGUGGUGGCGACAUAUGAGAGCAUGGCGAGGAGGGUGUGGGAGAAACUGGAGGAGCAAGCACAGGCGGGUGGAGGUGUGCAGGGGCCAACGAUUGUUAAUGAUUGA